Cicer arietinum (chickpea) is the source of this 3399-nucleotide messenger RNA. RefSeq lists its product as uncharacterized. Lineage: Eukaryota; Viridiplantae; Streptophyta; Magnoliopsida; Fabales; Fabaceae. The record is from RefSeq and is a predicted model, not a curated record.
UUACAAACAAGGAAUUUUGAUCCUCACUCACUCCCUUCCUUGUUAACAUUUUGCUUACCAAGUUUUUGUGAUGAAUAAAAAACGUAGCAACUGGAUUUGAGGAUUUCCAAAAAUAAAAAAUCAAUAAAGCUAAAAAACAACAAGAACAAACAAGAAUGGAAUGGCUUGGCUCCACCACUCACUUAUCUAUCCAUCUCUAUCUUUUUUAAAGCGAAAAACUUAUAAUCAGCACCUCUCCUCAUACAUGAUAGUCCUAUUCUUUUCUCAAAAUGAUAUCACGCCACUUAUUCUUUGUCUGGAUAGCAUUACUAUUUCCCUUCCUUUGUGCAACUGAGGAAGAUGCUUCCGCCAUCAUCUUCACCACACUUGGCAGAGCUUACUACGCUUUCGAUAUCUAUUCCCUCCCAAUUCACCUCAACCAUUCAACCAACCCUCACCAAGAAUUACAAAUUACUGACGGUAACUCCGUUAAUUUUAACGGCCAUUUCCUUUCCAAUCAAUUCCCCGCCGAUCAUAACCCGCCUCCUCUUCAACUUGUUUACGUCACUGAGAGAAACGGAUUUCCCUCCAUAUACUACGACGCCGUUUACACAACCACAACUUCAACCUCAAGAAGAUCGGCUCUUGAAUCUGUUACCGUCACGGAUAGAAUUCAACUCCCUCUGUUACCUAAUCAUCUCAAAGACUCUCAACUUUCAGUUUCAAUCAAAGAUAAACCAAGUGUGACUAGCGAUGGUGAGUUUUUGAUCUACGUAUCAACACAUGAGAACCCGGAGGUGCCACGUGUCAGCUGGACAGCCGUUUAUUCUACUCACCUCAAAUCAGGUCUCACACGAAGACUCACUCCCUACGGUGUAGCUGAUUUCAGCCCCUCCCUCUCUCCGUCAGGAACAUGGACCGCAGUCGCUUCCUACGGCGGAGCCGGUUGGUCCGGCGAGGUAGAGGAUCUCACUACAGACAUUUACGUUUUCCUCACUCGAGACGGAACACAGCGACACAAGUUGGUUGAACACGGUGGCUGGCCCUGCUGGGUCGACGAUCAAACAAUUUACUUUCACCGGAGGGGAAACGACAGUUGGUGGAGUAUUUACAGAGUGAUUCUAUCCGCUGAUUCUUCUGACUCAGUCGUCAUCGAACGGGUCACAUCACCGGGUAUACACGCGUUCACACCCGCAACCUCACCGGGAAACCACAACUUCAUCGCCGUCGCCACAAGAAGAACUAGCUCAAAUUUCCGUCACAUCGAGUUAUUCGACCUAAUUAACAACGAGUUCAAGGAGUUAACUCGUUUCAUCUCACCUCAAUCUCACCACCUCAACCCGUUUAUCUCACCCGAUUCAACCCGGAUCGGGUACCACAAAUGUAGAGGAAAGGAAAGUAACAGCAGUCCCCAGUUUUUGCUAGAGAAUGUUCAAAGCCCCGUUCCAAACCUAACUCUCUUCCGAUUCGUCGGUUCGUUUCCGGUUUUCUCACCCUCUGGAGACAAAAUCGCUUACGUCGAGAUGCCAGGCGUUUAUGUCAUGAACCGGGACGGUUCAAACCAGCAAAAGGUUUCCAACGCGAUGGCGUUCUCAACCGCGUGGGACCGGGUUCGACCCGGUGUAAUCUACACAGCAGUUGGAGAAACAUUUGCAUCGGAGAGCACGGAGGUUGAUAUUAUAUCCAUUGACGUCGACCGGAACAUCGUUAAGAAAUUGACCAUAGACGGAAAGAACAACGCGUUUCCGUCUCCGUCACCGGACGGAAAAUGGAUCGUGUUUCGUUCGGGUCGGUCGGGUCAUAAGAACCUAUACGUAAUGGAUGCGGUUGAAGGAGAGAAAAAAGGGCUAAGAAGGUUAACGGAGGGUCCAUGGACAGAUACAAUGUGCAAUUGGUCUCCUGAUGGAGAAUGGAUAGCUUUUGCAUCGGAUCGUGAUGACCCGGGAAGUGGGAGUUUCGAGUUAUAUUUGAUCCACCCGAAUGGAACCGGGUUGAAGAAACUGAUUCAAAGCGGGUCGGGUGGGAGAACGAACCACCCGUAUUUUAGCCCCGAUGGGAAGAGUAUUGUUUUUACGUCAGAUUAUUCGGGUAUAUCGGCGGAGCCAAUUUCUAACCCGCAUGCUUAUCAGCCUUAUGGUGAAAUAUUCACCGUUAGAUUGGAUGGUUCGGGUCUAACAAGAUUGACGCAUAAUUCGUAUGAAGAUGGAACACCUGCUUGGUCACCCAAAUAUAUCAAGCCUGUGAAUGUUGAGAGGCCCAAAGGUGGACCUUAUUGUUCUUUCGAUGAUUGCCAUUGGCUCAACAACAUGCCAAAUUACUACAAGGCACAAUGCGCUCUGUAAAUGUUGAUUCCCUUCACACAUCUAAUUUUGCACCGCAAGUACAAUUAUUUAUUAUUGGUCACUACACAAGUAUGGAUAAUGUAUGAUAAAUAAUUAAACGUCCUUUGUUAAUAUGAUUUUGGCUUUGCAUUCUGCUUUUAGUUUGUGUAUACUUUCGGUGGAUAUGUUAUUAGAAGUAGCAUUAUGUUAAAUAAUUUAAAUUAUAAUAGACACGAUAUUUAAUUGGAUUUAAUGGUUGAACUGUUUUAAAAACCUUGAAAAGGUUAGAAAGAUUACAUGAACUAACAAUGAUGAUACACCCCGUAGUGUCAUGUUUACUCACUUCUAAAUUUGUCAUUUUUUCUCCGUUACAUUUCCUAGCUGGCCAUUAUUGGGCAAGAAAUCUAGAAAUUGGUUACAUCUAGCAUUAAUGGUGCAGAAGCAGUAGCUAAUGAUACAAGUUGCUUCUUGAAGAGAACGGUUUUUGUGGGCAUCAAUUAAGCAGAUACAAGAAGCCCUUCUCUAUGGAGAUUUUGUGUCAAUCUAGCGCUUUCCAACUGGAAAUUGGACAUUCAAAAUUUCAACUCUGCUUAAUGCUGGAAAAAAUCUUGAGGCAAAUUAGAAGUAGGGCUGUUGCAACAAAGACGAUGGAGAUCCUUUACACAAGCACACAAAUCAGCAGGCUGGUAGAGAGUGUAAUGCUGCAAUGUCGCAUUCUGUUGCAAAAAACAGAAUCAGCAAGUUAAGAAAAGCAAUAUUUAAUAAUUCCUUGAUGAAAAUGGAACAAAUAAUCUUUGACAUUAGCAGCAGCAUACCCAUGGUUUCGUUGAUGGAAAAAGCAUAAAUUUGGCCAGGAAAAUUGAUGAAGCUGCUAUAAGUGAUGGAGCAUAACAAAGCAUACUGUAUUCCAAGAGAGAUAAUUCGGCAAGAUAGUUUGCCAAGCACUCUAGUUGCAGUGAAGGGACCUGAGAGAUGCAAAUAAAAGAGUGUGAAAAAUCAGAAUUGUUGUAAAAAUGAGUGGUAUGUCAUUUAGCUUGCAUAAUUUGUUCUCAAAGGUUGUUUAUAAUCAUAAGUUUUGAGUCUCUCUGUUACUUGAUUA